This is a messenger RNA of Puntigrus tetrazona (Sumatra barb), 1337 nucleotides long. RefSeq names its product cold shock domain containing C2, RNA binding a (gene csdc2a). Gene Ontology annotation, cellular component: cytoplasm. The transcript has 4 exons. Gene Ontology annotation, biological process: regulation of mRNA stability. Lineage: Eukaryota; Metazoa; Chordata; Actinopteri; Cypriniformes; Cyprinidae. The coding region runs from base 294 to 755 and encodes 153 amino acids. Gene Ontology annotation, molecular function: mRNA 3'-UTR binding. The record is from RefSeq and is a predicted model, not a curated record.
UUAUAAUUGGAGCGUUUUUGUUUUCUUGCGUCGCGUCGCGUCUCUCGCGUUCAAUUUUGAUGGGGCGUCCCUCCCUCUCCACCCGUAACCUCAUUUAUUGUGCGUUACGUAGGGGUCCCUCGAACUGAAUAUGUGGACCACGAAUGGUAGUACUCAGGCUUUUAAUACCGGAUUCUAAUGUAGCUAUGUAGAAAAAUUUGUAUCCGCAGCGCAAGAGAUAUCAACCGACAGAUUGGUAUCCACUAUAUCGUACAGUACGAGGCCUCAUCUCAUCUCCAGGGAACUUCACACCAAUGGCUGAUUCAGACGGCACGUCUACAUCUGACCGCAAGCCGCGCUGCCCACAUACACCUGUCUCACUUUCAUUGCCUUUCCUGAGAGAGGGCAGUAAUGUUUUGGAGAGGAAACCGCCCCAAACAGGGGAACCACCUAGUCCACUGCCAACCAAACGCACACGCACGUAUUCAGCAUCCGUAAGAGCCAAAUCUGGACCCGUCUUCAAGGGCAUUUGCAAGAACUUUUCAAGGUCACAAGGUCAUGGAUUCAUUCGCCCCUCCCAUGGAGGAGAAGACAUAUUUGUUCACAUCUCAGAUAUUGAGGGUGAAUACGUGCCAAUGGAGGGGGAUGAGGUGACCUACAAAGUGUGUCCUGUUCCUCCCAAGAACAUAAAGUUCCAAGCCGUUGAGGUGGUCAUCACCAACCUGUCUUCCGGGAGGAAGCAUGAGACCUGGUCUGGGCAAGUUAUCAGCUCCUAGCUCACACAUUCAGAGCUCAACAGAAGAAUAAAGGCAGAGAGGGAGAGAUAAAGGCAGGAUUUUAACUUGAGGUGCUCAUGUUGGCGUAAAAUGGUGUUGUGUGUAAGUAGGAUAGGGAUGGAAUAGCAAUUAGGGUUAUGCAACUGUUGUUUUCUCCGGUCUGGCAAAUAAGCAACAGGAAGUUGGUGAGGAGUCUGUUCGGAAAAUGUUUUGAGAUGCAAGUCAGCUGAGCUUUAAUAUAGCACUGGCAGAACAUAACAUAACUGUGAAACAAAAAGCAGCAGUGUUUCCCUUGUUUGAAAUUUUGUCAUUUAUAUGUAAUUAAUUAUGUAUUUAUUUUCACUUUAUGUACAGAGGCAUUUGAGUUCAUUGUGGUGUGUAUGUUCCACUCAUUUAUGUAAAACCGAUUUCCUAAAAUAAAUUAAUGCACAUCAAUGGGAACUUCCAUUUUCUUUACUUGUGAUUGAUAGGACUGAUAUUAGUUUUCUGGAAGAAAGCUACAAAUCUCAAAAUCACAGUAGCUCAUUUUGUCAAGAACAAUGCUUCUUAUGAAAGUUCUAAUAAAAGUGAAACAACACCGUG